ACAAUUGUGAAAUCGAGGUUAACAAUCAAUCUACAAAUGGCAAGGUCCAAACCAAAUAGAGUGCUCUGAAAUUGAACUGAUUGAAUUAAACUUUGGACUUUGCCAACAUAUUUGUUUCAACUUACCGUUAUUUGAGGAAUCAACCAUGAUAAAUACGGGAAAACUAGCAGGAAAGACAAUACUCAUCACAGGGGCCAGCAGGGGUAUCGGCAAAGCCAUAGCGCUGAAAGCGGCCAGGGAUGGAGCAAACAUUGUAGUAGCUGCGAAAACGGCAGAACCCCAUAAAAUCCUUCCGGGGACCAUUUACACUGCUGCAGAAGAAAUCGAGAAAUGCGGCGGCAAGGCUUUGCCUUGCGUUGUAGACGUCAGGGACGAAGCUCAAGUACAAAGCGCUGUAGAACAAGCAGUGAAAAAAUUUGGGGGCAUCGACAUAGUCAUUAACAACGCUUCCGCCAUCAAUUUGAUUGGAACUGAAGAAGUAACGAUGAAAAAGUACGAUUUGAUGCAGGACAUCAACACUAGGGGAACGUUUUUAGUCUCGAAAACGUGUCUUCCGUAUCUGAAAAAAAGCUCCCAUGCUCACAUUCUAACCCUGUCACCACCGUUGGACAUGAAGCCCUAUUGGUUUGCCCCACACGUGGCUUACACCAUAUCUAAGUUCGGAAUGAGCAUGUGCGUUUUAGGAUUCCAUGCAGAAUUACGGCCAUAUAACAUUGCAGUUAAUGCUUUGUGGCCUAGAACAGCUGUCCAAACUGCAGCCCUUGACAUGUUGACUCAAAAUGAAGGCGCCAAGUACGCCAGAAAACCUGAAAUAAUGUCCGACGCUGCUUAUGCCAUCUUAACUCAAGAUCCUAAAUCUCCUAAAGCUACCGGAAACUUUUACAUAGACGAUGAAGUCUUGAAAUCGCAUGGCAUCACCGAUUUUGACCAAUACUGCGUAGAUCCUGCCUAUAAGGAUCAACUGAUGCCCGAUUUCUUUGUUGGAGAUGCUCCAGACACAAACAAUCCCCUCUCUAUCAACAACUUCCGUAAAGAAAAAGUCCAAGAGGCCGCCGAACAAAAUGAAGGACCUCAGGGCAAGGUUGCAGGCUUGUUCAAAAAAAUUGAAGCUUCUCUGUCGGAGGACAUCGUUAAAAGUACAGGUGCUUCCUUCCAAUUUGUUGUAACGGGAAAAGAAGAAGGAAAAUGGUACUUGGACCUCACAUCGGGAACCGGAAAAUGUGGACAAGGUGAAGCAACAAACAGCCCUGACGCCACUCUUCAAAUGGACAGCGAAAACUUCUUCAAAAUGUUCACAGGAAAGAUCAAACCAGCAACAGCCUAUAUGACCGGUAGGUUGAAAAUCAAGGGAAACCUGCAGAAAGCCUUGAAACUCGAGAAAUUGAUGAACAGUCUAAAGUCGAAAAUGUGAUAAUUGUUUUUUGAGAGUUUUUCAAUGUUAUGCAAAUUUUAUAUCGAGUUAAAUAAUGUUUUUUGUAAUAAAUAUAUAUUUAUGUAUAUUCCUA
Molecule: messenger RNA, 1505 nt
Organism: Harmonia axyridis
Lineage: Eukaryota; Metazoa; Arthropoda; Insecta; Coleoptera; Coccinellidae
Gene: Hsdl2
Product: hydroxysteroid dehydrogenase-like protein 2
Exons: 6
Coding region: 146-1411 (421 amino acids)
Cellular component (GO): mitochondrion
Source: RefSeq, a predicted model, not a curated record